GCGCACGUCCAAGGCGUGCUUGGUAAAAAGGCAGCUCUGCCUUGUGAUACUCAACCGCUUGCUUCUGAUGAUCUCGUCUCCAUGGUCCUGUGGUUUAAGGAAGCAGAUGGAGAACCGCUUUACAGUUAUGACGUCCGGGGUCGCCUGGCCACCCAACCCAAGCUCUGGUCGUCACCAACCGGGUUCGGAUCACGAGCUUACUUCCGUUCUGCGGCCACUCCUGCUGUUCUCCUCGUGGACAGCGUCCAGUCCUCAGAUGCUGGGAUCUAUAGAUGCAGAGUUGACUUCAAGAAUUCACCAACUAGAAAUAUGAAGCUCAAUUUUACAGUUAUUACACCACCUGACCGCCCCACAAUCCUGGAUGCAAAAACUCAUGAUCAAACAAGACUUCUGGAGCCCUACAACGAAGGGGACACCAUUGAACUAAUUUGUGAAACUCACGGUGGAGAUCCACCGCCUCGUCUCACCUGGUUCCUAGAGAACACUGUCAUAGAUGACUCCUUCGAACAAACACCAGAUGGUUCUACAGUCAACAUGCUGACCUUCCCCAACAUAGGCCGCCAGCACCUGAACUCCAGACUGGUCUGCCAAGCGAGUAACACCAACUUAGCACCACCUUUGACUAAACUGCUGAUUUUGGAUAUCAAUUUAAGGCCACUGACAGUUCAGAUCCUGAAUAAGAACCGGCAGCUGUCGGCAGACAGAACUUACGAGGUGGAGUGUCAAACAACAGGGUCCAGACCAGAGGCGCUGGUCACCUGGUGGAAAGGGUCCAGGCAGAUAAAAAGGAGCUCUAAAGUCUAUUCUCAGACGAACUCAACGACGAGCGUGUUAACCUUCGUGCCAGUUGCUGAAGACCACGAUGUGUAUCUGACCUGCAGAGCUGAGAACCCGAGGGUACCUUUGGCCGUAGUUGAAGAUCGUUGGCUACUCAAUGUUCAUUAUCUGCCAAUAGUGACUCUGAAACUGGGUACAACACUCAACCCUGGUUAUAUCAAGGAAGGCGACGACGUAUACUUCGAAUGCAAUGUCAGGGCUAAUCCGAAGAUACAUAGACUUACCUGGUAUAAAGGGUCUCAAGAAAUUCAUCACAACGCGAGUGCAGGGAUCAUUCUCAGCGAUCAGAGUCUCGUCAUCCAAGGUGUGACCAGGACUUCAGCAGGGGAUUAUAGCUGCCAUGCUUACAAUAAUGAGGGCAGUGCUCCCAGCAACUCUGUUUCGCUUCAGAUUAGAUUUAAACACGCACCCACCACUCCCGGUAUCCCAAUAUCGGGGCUGAUGGAUGCCAACUUCCACCAUGCGCAGGAUGCUAUUCAUGUUGAGACGGAAGUGACUAAGUUCAGCAUAUUGCUUUCAAAUAAUAGGACAGAUUUACCAAUUUGCAACUCUAUGGAUGACACGGAAAUAUACGGAGCCCAGAAAGAAGAGACAGUUUCUUUGACGUGUUCAGUGGACUCCAGCCCGCCUCCGACAAGUUUCACUUGGACCUUCAACAGAUCUGGGGAGCAAUCAGAAUUAAAACCCGACCCCUCCCCGAGAAGGGAGACACAUCGCCCCCCACCGGCCACCGUCGACGUGGAGCAGAGGGCGGUCAAGUUCAGGGAAGACUUGACCGCCGUCUGCGAGCGGGCCAUGCCCAGGGUCAGAGGGACCCCGGGCAAAAAGAGUGUAUACUGGUGGACCGCGGAGAUUGGGGACCUCCGCACCGCCAGUACUACGACCCGGCGGGCCUACGGCCGAUGCCGCCGCAGGCGCCACACCCAAAGUGAGGAGAGAAGGCUCCACAGCGCCCUCCAGGGCGCGAGGCAGGCCCUGAAGGUCGCAAUAGGGCGGGCCAAGGACUCUGCGAAAGAGGAGUUCUUGGCCACCCUGGACGCAGACCCAUGGGGGAGGCCGUACAAAGUUGUGCGCAACAAAUUGCACGGCGCAUCUCCCAUGGAGUCACUGGAGUUGGAUCUCCUCAACCGGGUGGUGGAGGGCCUUUUCCCCGAACCGCAGCCCUUCACCCCACCGGCCACGUCAGCGCAGAGCAUCAGCCUGGUGAACCGCGGCGUCACCGCCAGAAGCGCCGACAUCGCCGCCGCGCGCGCCCCGUCCGCGCCCCCGCCGCGCCCCGAAGUCGUCACUACAGCCCACAAAGUCAGGGAGAGCUGCAUUUAG
Molecule: messenger RNA, 2160 nt
Organism: Hyposmocoma kahamanoa
Lineage: Eukaryota; Metazoa; Arthropoda; Insecta; Lepidoptera; Cosmopterigidae
Product: hemicentin-1-like
Exons: 12
Coding region: 82-2160 (692 amino acids)
Source: RefSeq, a predicted model, not a curated record